UCGGUGAAUUUCACUUUGGGCGCACAUAAAUAUAAACCCUUUAUUUCUAAUUUAUUGAGAUACGGAAAAGAAGAGGAAGAAAAAAAAAAAAAAAAAAAUUAUAUGAACGUGGGAGGCUAAUUGAGAUGAGAAACUUGGAGGCAAAGUAGCAGUAGUAGGAGUAGAGCGAAGAAGGGGAGAAAUGGAGAUUGCAAAAUCCAAACCCAAAAUCAAACCCUUUUCUCUUAUCCCACAAAAUUCGUAGCUACAGUAGCGAAGCUCAUCAAUCGCAUCCCCUUUUUGUUCCUUUUCAUGAAGAUUCAGAUUCUGGGUUAGGCCAAGGGAGAGGUGAGAUUUGGAAUUGGAGGGCCAUGGAGGGCGGAGGAGAGGGAGGUCGGGAGGGUACCAGAAAAAGAGGGGUCCACAAUCAGAAGCUGUACAAAGGGAUAAGGAUGAGGAAGUGGGGGAAGUGGGUGGCUGAGAUUCGAGAACCCAAUAAGCGCUCCAGGAUUUGGCUCGGCUCUUACUCUUCUCCAGUGGCCGCUGCCAGGGCCUACGAUACCGCUCUGUAUUACCUCAGAGGCCCCUCCGCCAGGCUUAAUUUUCCCGACUUGUUAGCCGGGGAAGGACGCGGAAUUAGCGGCGGUGGAUGUGGCGACAUGUCGGCGGCUACUAUACGGAAGAAAGCCACGGAGGUGGGCGCACGAGUGGAUGCUCUGGAGAGUUCCUUAGGUCAUCACCAACACAAUCACAACAAUCGGAACCAUCAUUCCCAUGCAUCGGCGUCUCCGCCAGAGACGAAAGUCUGCAGCGGGUUUUUGGAUCGGAUGGAUUUGAACAAAUUACCCGACCCGGAAGAAGAUGAUGAAGAAGGAGAUGGGGAGUUCGAGUGGGAGAGACAAUGAAGAUGAAGUGGGGAUACUUUUCUUACACUCAGAGACGCCAACACACGCCACCGAGGUAUGUGACGCCCGAUCAUCAUGCCCUUGGUUGUCUCCUAAUUUGGUUCUCUCUGUUUCUGGUUAGGCUGCCUCCAUCUAGGGUUUUUAAUUUUUUUUUUUUUUUU
This is a messenger RNA of Cucurbita maxima (winter squash), 1045 nucleotides long. Its product is annotated as ethylene-responsive transcription factor RAP2-10-like. Lineage: Eukaryota; Viridiplantae; Streptophyta; Magnoliopsida; Cucurbitales; Cucurbitaceae. Bases 351 to 884 code for a protein of 177 amino acids. The record is from RefSeq and is a predicted model, not a curated record. Gene Ontology annotation, biological process: regulation of DNA-templated transcription. Gene Ontology annotation, molecular function: DNA-binding transcription factor activity; DNA binding. The transcript has a single exon.